AUGUUUGGAUUUCUUUUCAGCUGCACAUUUAGUCAAGAUGACUGUAAAGACGACUGGGUGUCCAUCCCUGAUGAAUACCAACAGGAAGUGAUUUCCUACAGAGCUGAGAAGGACGCCACAGGAGAGGUCAAAAUAGUCGUCAAAGUUCACCUGACUGUGGCUCAGAAGAGUCAGUCUGAAUUUACCUGUGAGAUAUCUUCAGACCUUCGCUGGAAUUGUCUGCCACAACCUCACAACCCACAAUGCACCUGCAUUCUGUCUGACGAUCUUAAUGCUAAAGAACUUGAUGUUACUGUAUAUAUUGCAUUCGGCCGAACAACACUGACAAAGCAGCUAAAGCUAUUCGACUGUUCUGACCGUUCACUCUCGUGUCAGCAGUGCAUCAGGGCCGGAUGUGGCUGGAGGGAGAACCGCUGUACCUGGGACAGUGAAGGAGUGCGGAAUGAGAGUGUUUGCCGAAGGUCCACCUCUCAGGGAAACCUUGUGCGGCCGGGGAACAUCUCCGUCUUUCCCAGACGUGUGUCUUACUACGGCAGAAAUAACGCUACUUUGAGAGGUCACAACCUCACAGGUGUGAUUGCCGUCAAGGUCCACGCAGAAAUGGACUGUUCCCCACAGGAAUCUCCAGUUUGGAACAACAAUGGUGAGAGUCUGACGUUCCACAUUCCCAGAAGAGCCAAUGAAGCUGAAGCCAAAGUGUGUGCUGUCCUGUCUGAUGGGAGUUGCCAUGGCGAGGCUGAUAUAACCUAUCAGUCAGCGCCAUCUUGUACUAGACUGGAAUCUUCCGUUUCCUGGAGAAGGUAA
This is a messenger RNA of Gambusia affinis (western mosquitofish), 804 nucleotides long. Its product is annotated as plexin-C1-like. The record is from RefSeq and is a predicted model, not a curated record. The transcript is spliced from 7 exons. NCBI's taxonomy places the organism in Eukaryota, Metazoa, Chordata, Actinopteri, Cyprinodontiformes, Poeciliidae. The coding region runs from base 1 to 804 and encodes 267 amino acids.